Molecule: messenger RNA, 1994 nt
Organism: Anguilla anguilla (European eel)
Lineage: Eukaryota; Metazoa; Chordata; Actinopteri; Anguilliformes; Anguillidae
Product: RNA polymerase II elongation factor ELL2
Exons: 12
Coding region: 30-1856 (608 amino acids)
Biological process (GO): snRNA transcription by RNA polymerase II; positive regulation of transcription elongation by RNA polymerase II; transcription elongation by RNA polymerase II
Cellular component (GO): transcription elongation factor complex
Molecular function (GO): cis-regulatory region sequence-specific DNA binding
Source: RefSeq, a predicted model, not a curated record
UGUGUCUCCAGUCGUCCGCAGUUCUAGCCAUGGCAGCGCUGAGACCGGAGCAUCGCUAUGGACUCUCUUGUGGAAAAAUUAACAAAAAUAUCUCGAAUAAAAGUCUUUAUCACGUAAAGCUCACUGACACGGCCAUCCGAGCCCUGGAAGCCUAUCAAAACCUUAAGGGCACCUUACCGAAUCAGCCAGCCAUUUGCUUCCAGGGCAACCAAGGGUACAUCAAGAUCCCCGCCCCCUCCUCGGAUCCCCAUGGAGCCCUGCGCGUCUUCUCCUUCUACCUUUCCAGUGACAGCAAAGACAAGCCCCAGGCCAGCUUCGACUGCAUACACCAGUAUGUGUCUGGGGAGAACAGGGAGCAGCUGGAGUGCCAGGGAAGCAUCCAGGACAAGAUCACGGUGUGCGCCACCGACGACUCGUACCAGAUGACCCGCGAGCGCAUGUCCCAGGUGGAGAAGGACAUCUGGAGCCGAACCGCCAUCGAGAUCAAGCCGGGGUCCACCUAUCCCAGUAAAUACGUCAAGAUCCCUAAGAAGCCGGCCCCGCCCCCGACGACGGACGGCCUCCACCGGCACUCCCCCAGCAACCGGAGGGGCGGGGCUCCUGGCACGGUGGCUCAGAGGCCCCUGAGGGACCGCCUCCUGCACCUGCUGGCCCUGAAGCCGUACAGGAAGCCCGAGCUGCUGCUGUGGCUGGACCGGGAGAGGGCCGGCCCCAGGGACAAGGCUGACCUGGGAUCAGUGCUGGAGGAGGUGGCAAAACUGAACCCCAAAGACCAGAGCUUCACCCUGAAAGACGAGCUCUAUGUACACGUUCAGAAAGACUGGCCGGGGUACCAGGAGGAGGAGAGGCAGCUGCUGCACAGACUGCUGGCCAGGAAGACGCUCCAGUCCGGCAGCAGCCAAUCAAAGAGCUUCCAGCUGAACCCUUCAUUCCAGAAAACCUCUGAGGAUUCUCCGCUGCACCUCAGCCCCGGAAAGAAUCUGGCGGCGAAGCGGACGUUACCGUCCUCCCCACUGGACGGCCUUUCUCAGAAGAGACCGAGAGUGUCUGAGCCUGCCCCUCCCCCUCCGCCCCUCUCCAGCGGGCCAGCGAUCCCCAGCGGGGCCCGGGGCCCGACCGCGCUGCACCCCAAAGCCGAGACCCAGAGGAUAGGCGGCCACGCCCCGGAGAGCCGGGAUGGCUUCCCCACCCAGCACAACCUGAGCGACCCCGCCCACAAGCCCGCCCCGCCCAGCCCCAAGCCCCCCAAGUCCGACCCCCCCGUCUGCUCCGAGCAGCUCCUCUCCAACGACCUGCACAGGAAGAAGAAGUCCAAGAAGCACAAAGAGAAGGAAAGAGAGAAAGAGAAAGAGAAAGAGAGGGAGAAGGAGAGAGAGAAAGAGAGGGAGCGCUUGAAAGACAACGGGAGGAGAGAGUGGCUGGAGAACAGCCCAGACCUCAAACCUGACCUGGAGAAACAGCAUGAGCAGGGGGACGCAAACACACCUGUCUCUCCGCCCUCUCCCGCGGAGCUGCCUGAUUAUUUACUGAAGUACACUGUGAUCCUGGCCUCGGAGCAGAGGCAGAAGUACAAGGAGGACUUCUGCGCUGAGUACGACGAGUACCGCGACCUGCACGCCCGCAUCGGCAGCGUCACGCAGAUGUUCGUCCGCCUGGGCUCCAAGAUGAAGACCCUCUCCCCCGGCACCAAGGAGCACAAGGUUAUGGAAGACCAAAUAUUGGAGAAAUACAAGAAGUACAUGAAGAAGUUUCCUGGUUACCGGGAAGAGAAGAGGCGCUGCGAGUAUCUGCAUCAGAAGCUGUCGCACAUCAAGCGCCUCAUCCUGGACUAUGACCAAACCCACACGCCUUCGUAGCGCUAGCGCCAUCUGUGGCCCAGGAGGACCAAAAUGGCCGCCAGGGAGAUCCCCCCCCCACCCACGCAGCUGGUGCCCGACCCUGAGUUCUUCAAAGACACUAAAUGCACACCCCCCCCCCCCCCCCCCCACACGCAC